GCCCCCGCGGGAGGAGCGGCGCGAUGGCGGCGGGGCGGCGGCGCUGAGGAUGAUAUCGCGAUACGCGCGGAAACCGGUGCAGGCACAAGGACUCCCAAAACAUGCCUUGAAGCAUCACCCACUGCCAGAGCCACGGGCUCAGGUGUGCUCAGCCACACCCAGGGCUGAAAAGCUCGGCCAGACCUCCAGGGAGUUGGGAAUCCAUAAGGAAUCGGUUGAUGAUGGGGAUCCACGGACUGCUAGUCAAGGUUGUGCUGACACCUCCACAGAAGACAGCUCAGUCUUCUCUUGGGGCUAUGAUGAAUUUGACAGAGCUGCCACACAACAAGUUCAGCAGAUGUUCAGACAAAUUGAUGAGCUUCUGUAUGAGCAGAAAGAAAACGUUCAUGUUGAGGGACUGCGGGAAGAAUGCCACCAGUGGUCCUCCAGCUUUCCUCAUCUCAGGGUGGUGGGAAAGCAGGUGGUGGUCCCCACAGAUGAAGGGUACGGAUGGUACUCGAGUUGCCCCUCGGGCAGUUUGGCUCCCUCAGAUGUAAGCUCACCACAGGAAAAGGAUUAUGAUGAAUUUAGUGUUUUGGGCAAGAAGCUGCCUCUUUUUGUUGCUCCUGCUCACAAAAAGGCUGACCCUUCCGAUGCUCCUGCUCACAAAAAGGCUGACCCUUCCGAGCUUCCAACCUUGUGUUCCUCAGAGAGAGAUGAAGGGGAAGAGGAAGUCAUUCUCUCUGAAGGCAUAGUGGAGGAAUACUUGGCAUUUGACCACAGAGAUGUGGAGGAGGAGUUGCACAAGAGGAAAAUGGGACUAUCCUCUGGCAGACGGAAAUUGGGGUUUCCUCCUGUCUCUCCCUAUUCCUGCGUGAAGGAUUGCAUGCUUACUUUUGUGUUUGAUGAUGUGUGGAGUGAAGUCCUAGUCUGCAUGGAAGAAUUGAUCUGCAGGCACUGGGAAGGGUCAGCCUCUGAUGAUGAGAAAAAUAUCAUAACAGUAGAAGCACUCCGAGCAGAUGCCAGAAGCCCUUUGCAGCUGGAUCCUCUGCCAGCAUUGUUACCUCAGGUGCCACACAAGAAGAUGCCCUCAGUGACAUCAAAUGUGUGCCCAAAACCCAGAGGUGGCCGCAAAAGCAAAAAGAGGAGAAAAACCCCUCAAGCAAGUCUCUCUCAAGGGUCAAGUGGUGGUUCUCAGCGUAACCUGAAUGGCUUGAUGGUGAUCCAUGGGAUUCAGUUACACCAAAGGAACCUGCCUCUAGUGGAGAAAACACUGGACCUGGAUGACAAACGGCCAGGCUCAAGUUCCCUCCUCUCUACCUGGAACUGGCCAAAUCAUCCCCUGGAGCUCAGCACCUUGUCCCUGUCCCGCUGCACGAGGAGGAACCCCCCACCACGCACCCUGCAUCCCAUCGGGACCCCGCACUCCGGGGAUGACGUCUGCAGGCGCCUCCUGACUGCACAGGAGCAGCUGACCUCACCCUCCCCACUGCUGCUAAACAGAAAUCACCCCCUGCCACCUAUUGCCACCACCACUGUGGCAGAGCGUCGGAGCACCACAGGACCCCAUAGGCAAACGAAACCUUGGGAGAACUUGAGCCAUGCUCACAGUGUCACAACACAAGAAGACACUCACCAGCAGCUCCAGGAGCAGCUGCUCUUACCUGAUCCCCUCUCCAGGCCUAACACAACCAGCAGAUCCUCGCCCCAUCCCCAGCGCCGCUGUUGUUGCACUGUUAUUGAUUGUAGUAAUCAAUCCUGGACAAGGAGAGGAUCCGGAAGUUCAGGUCUUCCACCACGUGGUUCUGUGAAAGCCCGUGGCCGAAGCGGAUCAGGCACAAAGAGCAAACAGAGGCACUGACGUGCCAUGGAGAAGCAUCCAUCUAUCCAUCCCUCUCCAGAAAGUCAUGAACCACCUCUCCUUCCCAGCAAGGUCAAUGUUGUUUACACAGUUUUCAAACACCCUUCCUUACAGAUAGUUAUUUUUAUAUAUAUCUAAGCAGCAGCCGCCAAAGAUUAGAAAGGGUGCACUUAAACAUUCCAUUUCCUACCAGUAGAGAAAGUGAUGUUCCAGUAGAAGGGUGGAUACACUCCAGUGAAGCCCAGCUCCUAGGAAACCCAGCAAACACUCUCAGUCUGUGCUGUUUUCCAUGAGGCUGGUGACAGUUUCAUGUCCUUACAGGCAGGUACUGCUCAUUUUUCUCUUAGGAAGGUUAACCAUAUUUUUAAAAGUGCAUUUAUAUGUUUAAAGCAAUAUUGUACUGGCAAAAGCAAGCACUCAGCUUGGGCAAGUGAUGAAUGCUGUGGUAGCUGCAGCAGGUGUGAACAACGGGGUGUAGAACCAAGGCAGCUGAGCAGGUGACCUGGCAGGUUCAAGGGCAGCACACCACUGCCUCUUCCUGAGUUAUAAUAAAACCUUUUACCUCUUCCUCAGUGACUGAAGAAGGUUGAACAGGCAAAAAGAAACUUCUUACUACAAGUAGCUUCAGACAGUACUCAAAGUAGUAUCUUCCUGGUGGGACAUUUUAUGGUAAUUUCAGAAUACAGAAUAGCUCAGUGUCCCUUUCUAAAAAUACUUAUAAUUACACAAGAUUUCUUCACUCCAAGGUAGAGUUCCAGAAGCCACUGAUGCAAUGGAGCUUUUAGGAGCUGUUUCUGCUCAGUGUGACAGACCUAACAGGCAUUUGCUGCAGUUGGCCUUGUGGCUCCAGAUAAGACAAAUAAAACCAUGAAGUACAGGCUUCUCAAAAUAAGUGAUUAGUUGAAGGUCUUACUCCCAAACAGUAAGUGCCAGAUUGAAACGUAAAAACAAGCUGAGGUGACCACUGGCUGUAUUUAAACAAAGUUAGGACACUCCACAAAAACAGUUGUUCCUUUCUAGACCAAGUAAAGAGCACUGUUUUCCUAUAUUUUGUUGUUAUUCUUCAAAUUACAGUUCACAAUAGAAAAAAACUUGUUAGUAUUCUUUGUGAAGUGGCUCCCCUAUUUACCCACUCCAGACCAGCUAAGAAUUUUUCAUCAAUACUGAAGCGCAAAAGUCCAGUUUAUCCAAGCAUGUUUUAAUCAAAAACAGGGAACUGUGCAAAUAUAACUGUGCUAACCUGCCUUUGCAUUACCAGAAGUUAAAAAAAAAAAAAAAAGCAGAUCUGAGCUCAAUCUAAACUUCUUAAGUUUUCAGAGAGAGAAGCUGAUGUUCACCAGAGACUCCUCCUCACUAAACCAUUUCAAAAUACAAUUUUUCUUCUGGAACACUGUGCAGUGUGUCAGUUAUGUCAGGCAAAAUGUAGAUUAGCAUCCCAUUUGUACCUGUGCCAUUCCUCAGGAACGAAAUGAGUUUUCGGUAGCACAAGAGUUACAAAAGCAGACAAAUAAACUUGAAUAGACUUCUGUUAACAUAAUGUAGUGCUUUACAGCCUAGAGGAGUCAGUGGGUUUAAAAAAGGCAGUCGCCUCCUAAGGCCAUUUUUGGUUUUUUGUACAGACGGCUGACACCAGGGACUGCUCCUGGACUGAUACUUACUUUGUGUAAUAAAAGUAAUUUUCAAGCCCCAUGUUAUAAAACACAGUGAUAUGGUCUGCUUUCUCAGAAUCAGGGUUAUUUUUGAGAGGAGACAAUUAAAAGGGAACAGAGAGACUAUCUACCUCUAGCUUCCCCCCAGGAGCUGUUGUUGAAGCUGUGAGGGCCUUCAACUCCCAAAGUGUUCACCUUGAGACUCCUACACCUUUGAAAAAUGAUCCUCCCUGGAAGUGUGCAGGAUUUACUUGACUGAAAUCAGAAGAAUCAACACAAUUGGCUUGUUUUAAAUAGCUUAUUUAGAAAACGUACAGAGAACUGGGGAAGCUAAACUCUGGGAAAAAAACCACCUUUGUGUUUAUUAAAUCUGCAAUUUUCCAAACUAUAAAACUACUGGAAUAUCUAAAAAAGACCUGUUGAGCUGAUGUGCAAAGACCUUUAAAAAUAGCAGGAGAUUUGUUACAGAAGAAAUGUGUGAAUAGCACACAUGAAUCUCAUCUGUAGAGCACCCAAAGGGUUGGAGACAGUAGCACAGGAAUGCCUUGUCUUCCUUGUUCAGCAUGCAUUCCGUGUCAUGCCUCCCACUUACAGCCAGUCAGUGCACACAGUCCAGAACAGGAGCCCGGAAAACACCCAAAAUUCUCCCAAAUCCAUGGUUCCAUACAAAGUGAAACCUGGUAUUUCAGUCUACGCUGUUCCUUCUGCCUUUCUUUUCUUGGCUGAGGUCUUCUUUCCUCCCUUCUUAGCACCGUUCCCGUACUUUGCUUCCAGCUGGGCGAAAAAGUUAUCCAUUUGCUUUUCUCGAUCUCUGCUUCGGCUCUGGAGAGGGGGAAAAGAACACCAACCAAACUGAAACCUUUCAUAACUUCCCAAUUCAGGUUAUCCUAUUGAAGUCUGAUAGCUACACAAAAUGUUAAACUAUAUUAAACAGCGAGUACAAGCUACAGAAAGUGUAGUACCAUCAUUAAAACUGCCUAAACCAAGAAGUUAUUGCGUAAGUACUCCCAGUAUUUAACUCCUGUAAAUUUUUGAAAAGACACAGGUAAUAAAAUCCAUACUGUACUCAGAUUCUAAUUAAAUUAAAGCACAUAGUUAACAGUGAGGCCAGGUUUUAACCUCAGGAAUUCAGAAGAGUUGCAAGGAUCCAAAAUCAAAGAUGCUCAGGGAAAACACAAUUGCCAGUAACAAAGUUAUCUGCAACAAACAGAAGAGGCCUUACUUUUAUCAGCGCUUGCAAGUCAUUUUCUCCACCAAGGCCCAGUUCAUCUUUAGUCUUUUUUGCCUCUUUUGCUUCUUUUUCUGCCUAAAAGAGCAAACAAGGUUUUUAAAAGAAGUAUUUUGCAUGUUAUCUAACCAAGUAUUACAGGAGUUACCAAAUGCUUUUUUGGGCAUCAGUGUACAAAUAGCUGCAGGAAAGUGCAAGGCUUUCCAAGUUUGGCCAGAGAUAAGCAAUCAGGCAAGGGAAGCCCAUUCUUGUUCCACCAUUUGGCAAAGCGGGAAGUUUUUCUGCUCUUUUACAAUGCUGAAUGUGAUGUUUGUCCCUGUCCCUGUUCCCACACCCUUUUUUUAUUUUUUUGGCUUGGUAGAUAUUACAUUAACUUAAAGGUUACUGUGAUGUCCGUAUAACAUUUCACAGUGUCCAAAAGUUCACAAGAGUCCAUUUAGGCCAGAGAAGUUUCACACCUGUCAGAACUCAAACAAAAUGUAUUUUGAUCAGUUGUUUUUGUUAACUCCAGCAACUCACAGCUUUGUAGAUAAAUGCAGGGACACGCUAAACUGUAAUAUGCUGUUGUGUAUAAUAAGGAAAUAAAGAAGUAGAAAAGCC
This is a messenger RNA of Hirundo rustica (Barn swallow), 5317 nucleotides long. It is a transcript of the gene FAM149B1, whose product is annotated as family with sequence similarity 149 member B1. The record is from RefSeq and is a predicted model, not a curated record. Lineage: Eukaryota; Metazoa; Chordata; Aves; Passeriformes; Hirundinidae. The transcript is spliced from 15 exons. Gene Ontology annotation, biological process: protein localization to cilium; cilium assembly. Bases 50 to 1840 code for a protein of 596 amino acids.